Aphanomyces invadans is the source of this 960-nucleotide messenger RNA. RefSeq lists its product as hypothetical. Gene Ontology annotation, molecular function: nucleic acid binding. The transcript is spliced from 6 exons. Bases 1 to 960 code for a protein of 319 amino acids. Lineage: Eukaryota; Oomycota; Saprolegniomycetes; Saprolegniales; Verrucalvaceae. The record is from RefSeq and is a predicted model, not a curated record.
AUGAGCAAUUGGAUCAAGAUCUGGGGUGCGCAGAUCACACUUUCCAUCGCAGCCCACAAGACAGUGCGCCACCCGAAGGCACCCGAGACCGAGGUCGUCGACACUUCAAGAGCCCAAAAGCGCCCAGGACUCAAUCGAACUCGCGCGAUAUCACCACAGCGUCGGACAACACUCCGGUACAUCGCGCAUGCCAUUGGCGUCCCUGCGAGCACGCUCAAAGGCUACUACAAACGCGGUCUUAUGGUCAAGGCAAAGUGGGCCAUGGACUUCGUGCGUCCCGACAGCAACUUCCAGUUUGCCGAUAUGUACGACUUCUCGCGAAUGUACCUGCUGCCGGGUGAAGACCCUUCCCAUCGCUCCGCCCAGAGCAAGCGCUUUAUCAAGAAAGUGAUGUUCUUAUCCGCCGUGGCACGCCCAAAAUGGGACGACGACAAGGCCGAGUGCUGGAACUCCGCCCAAUCAGCGCCUGUGUACAAGAACAUGCUGAUUGAGCACGUCAUCCCUGGUAUCAAGGCCAAGUGGCCAGUGAACAGCACCCGUUGUGUCGUCAUCCAGCAAGACAACGCACGACCGCAUGUGCCAUCAUGCGACCAGACGGUAUUGGAGGCUUGCACGUCCAAUGAAAUCGUUGCCGCGACGAACCAAGCGUGGCACGACGUCGACCCAUGGUCGUUGGAGCGAAACUUCCUGACGCUGCAUUGCUGCUUUCGCGAGGUCAUCAUGUGCGCCGGAGACAACUCGUACAAGGUGCCACACAUGGGGAAAGCGGCACUCAAGAGGUCAGGGCUCCUACCAGAGACCGUCGCAUCUGGUUGCGAGGUGUUCGACGCAGGGUGUGCUUUGAUGAGCCAGCAUGCUCUUGAGAAGGUCAUGCACGACCUUGCCGUCGAAACAGCCGCCGAGUUGGAGAUGAUCGACAUCAUCUCGGCGUUUCGAUCAAUGACGAGGACGUCGAAGUAG